This is a messenger RNA of Plasmopara halstedii, 1260 nucleotides long. Its product is annotated as C2 domain. The coding region runs from base 1 to 1260 and encodes 419 amino acids. The transcript has a single exon. NCBI's taxonomy places the organism in Eukaryota, Oomycota, Peronosporomycetes, Peronosporales, Peronosporaceae. The record is from RefSeq and is a predicted model, not a curated record.
AUGGUGAACUCCGAUUUCCAGCGCGUCAAGAGAUUGUGGCAAACGCGUGUUGGUCGUUCGAAAAGCGCGGGUUUUCAGGAAUAUCCUGAUCAAGAAGCAAAUAUAUGUGAAGAACGGAAGGAUGAGUAUCGUCAGUCUAUUGUUCAUGAAGAUGAGGCACCUCAAACGCCUGUAGUCGAUGUAGAUUCCUACGAACCAACAGAAGAAUGUGAUAUGAAAUUUGAAUCGUCAACAGUGUCUGAGGAUGUGGCCCCUGUGCCAUCACCGUCUUCGUCUUCCACUGCAGCUUCCAUCAACUCCCCAUCAGCAUCACCAGCAGUGCCUCAUAGCACCAGUUUGUUGAAACCUGUAAACUCUUUACUCAAGACUUUUCCCAGCAUCAAGCACAAAACUUCUACUGCACCUGCCCCAUCAUCUGCAGGACCGCCGACGCUAUUCUCGUUUCCUCCACCCAUUCGAUCACGUUGGAGAUCUUCACGUUCAGCCUCGGAUGCCACCUCAAACACGUCACUUUCAUCGUCUACUUCUAGCUUUUCUUUUGCAUCCAAUUUGUCAUCGGCACUACCUCCUCGCGAAGCGGCUGAAAAUGCUACCAAUAAUGUGCAUAAUGUGUGUCCUCGGUCUCGAAUCGGGCUGUCUCGUUCCAUUUCAUGUGGAAGUCCUUACGGCGAGUUGGUCAUCGUUGACAUUCUAGAAGCAAAAGGUUUAGUCAUCGAUCGUGAUGAAAGCGGGAUGCAUCUGCCGUUUGUGGCCACAAUGCAACUGGGAUGCACGAGUCAGCACACAUCACCAAUAGAUCCAAGUAACUUGGUCGUUAAUGAACGCUUUGUCUUCUGGAUAGCCUCAUCUCCAACAAUUGACCAGCGCACGAUCGACAUUUUCGUUCGUGGAGGCAACAAACGAGAGCUUGGUGAGGUGCAUCUUAGUCUCGCAAUGCCACUUAAUGAAGCUUUUGGAGAUUGGUUCCCUCUUGUUUCUCGAGAUGAUGGACACAAACACGGAUCGUUACGAGUCGCAAUGCGCCGCGUUGUUCUUACCUCAUUGCCGAUGGUCGAAGCUGCAAAGAUUCUGAGUAAGCACCAGAGUUGUCUAAGCUCAAGCGACAGCAAACUCUACGGUGAUCUUUUACCUGAGCUUUGGAAUCGUUUUCCAGGUCAGGCAUCCGAGGUGAUUUCAUCUAGUCCAUCCAAAGAGAAAGAGACCGGCAGAAAAUUGGGUCGAUUGAUUGGGUACCACGAUGUCCAUCGAAAUGUCUUCUGA